UAUAAUGCGUCAUUAGCAUUCAUCACAUCCGGAAAAGGCAUAUUUGAGCAUGCGGUAGCCUAACGUCAGAGAAGGAAAAUUUGGCUGAAAAUAAUUGUGAAAGAAACGUCUGUCCAGCUGUCGCAUAUCAAAUAUCGUGAUUAUGCCAUCUGACGCUAAAAAGAAGAGGGACGCCAAGAAAAAAGAGGCACUAAAGAAACGCGAUCAGAAAAAGCCACCGAAAACAGGUGAUGGAGAACCAGAUGAAAAUCACUCUUCAGAAAAUGGAUAUGAUCAGACUAAUGGAGUAGCAGGUGCAAGCAAUGGAGUUGAUGCACUUUGUGUCAAAUUGGAGGAUGUGGACCUGACAGCACAGAAUCGGUCAGUAACAGGUGUGCUGUCCUCCCACCCAGACAGCCGUGACCUCCACAUCGAUAACCUUUCUCUCCUUUUUCAUGGUGUUGAGCUUCUUGUGGAUGCCAUGCUAGAACUGAAUGUAGGGCGGCGUUAUGGUCUUAUUGGGCUGAAUGGAUGUGGCAAGUCUUCGUUGCUGGCAGCACUGCAUAACAGGGAGGUGCCUAUCCCUGACCACAUUGAUAUUUUCCUUUUGCGACGGGAAAUGCCACCCAGUGAUAAGACAGCUUUGGAAGCUGUUAUAGAAGUAGACAAAGAGCGCCUACGUCUGGAAAAGGAAGCAGAGGAUCUUGGUCAUAAAGAUGAUGUUGAAUCUCAAGAAAGGUUGAUGGCAGUGUAUGCGCGUCUGGAUGAACUGGAUGCAUCAAAGGCCAAAGCCAAGGCUGCAUAUAUUCUCCAUGGUCUUGGCUUCACAAAGGAAAUGCAGAACACAAAGGUGAAAAACUUUUCUGGAGGAUGGAGGAUGCGCAUAGCAUUAGCUCGGGCAUUAUAUGUACGACCCUCUUUACUACUUCUGGAUGAACCAACAAACCAUCUUGACCUCAAUGCUUGUGUUUGGCUGGAGGAGGAACUGAAAAAUUACCCCCGGAUUCUCGUAGUAAUAUCUCACUCCCAAGAUUUCUUGAAUGGUGUGUGCACAAACAUCAUUCACAUGCACCUGAAAGGUCUCAAGCUAUAUGGCGGUAACUUUGACAGCUAUGUGCAGACCCGUAUAGAGCUGGAAGAAAAUCAGAUGAAGCGGUACAAGUGGGAACAGGAUCAGAUUGCUCACAUGAAGAACUACAUAGCCCGCUUUGGCCAUGGCAGUGCCAAACUUGCUCGCCAAGCCCAAAGCAAGGAGAAAACUCUUAAAAAAAUGGUUGAUGCUGGGCUCACAGAAAAGGUUACAGCGGAUAAGACUCUCUCAUUCUGCUUUCCAAGUUGUGGUCCUCUCCCACCACCAGUCAUCAUGGUGCAGAACGUUAGCUUCCGCUAUGAUGAAACUAAGCCCAAUAUUUACAAAAACCUUGACUUUGGGAUAGAUUUGGACACAAGAAUUGCUCUUGUUGGUCCUAAUGGUGCAGGAAAGUCUACACUUCUUAAACUUAUAAGUGGAGAGUUAAUACCCACAGAUGGAUUGAUACGAAGGCACUCUCAUUUGAAGAUUGGACGAUAUCAUCAGCACCUUGCAGACCAGCUUGACAUUGGUCUUUCAGCACUGGAGUACAUGAUGAAAUGUUAUCCGGAUGUAAAGGAGAGAGAAGAAAUGCGCAAAAUCAUAGGUCGCUAUGGUCUCACAGGACAACAGCAGAUCUGUCCUAUUCGGAAUCUCUCAGAUGGUCAGCGUUGUCGGGUGACAUUUGCAUGGCUGGCUUGGCAGUGCCCUCACCUGCUGCUUCUGGAUGAACCUACUAAUCAUCUAGAUAUUGAGACUAUUGAUGCACUUGCAGAUGCAAUCAAUGACUUCGAUGGUGGCAUGAUUCUGGUGUCCCAUGACUUUCGUCUUAUAUCACAGGUAACUGAUGAAAUUUGGGUGUGUGAAAACCAGACCAUUACCAAGUGGCAGGGAGAUAUUUUCUCAUACAAGAAGCAGCUGACUGAUGAAACUAGAAAAGAGAAUGCAAAGUUUCUUAAAUAAUGGAGUUUAUGCCUAGUUGUCCAUGGCUUCACUGAUCAAAACAUCUGACACUUUCAAAGGACUUGAGAACCGGGAAGGAUUUUUGGACUAAAAAAUGUGAUAUGGAAGCUUUCCUUUACACGUGCAAACUGAUUAAAGAUUAUAAAUCCA
Messenger RNA from Pomacea canaliculata, 2161 nucleotides. Its product is annotated as ATP-binding cassette sub-family F member 2-like. The coding region runs from base 143 to 2011 and encodes 622 amino acids. NCBI's taxonomy places the organism in Eukaryota, Metazoa, Mollusca, Gastropoda, Architaenioglossa, Ampullariidae. Gene Ontology annotation, molecular function: ATP hydrolysis activity; ATP binding. The record is from RefSeq and is a predicted model, not a curated record. The transcript is spliced from 15 exons.